Messenger RNA from Notolabrus celidotus (New Zealand spotty), 2064 nucleotides. Its product is annotated as GRAM domain-containing protein 2B-like. The record is from RefSeq and is a predicted model, not a curated record. The transcript is spliced from 13 exons. Bases 215 to 1288 code for a protein of 357 amino acids. Lineage: Eukaryota; Metazoa; Chordata; Actinopteri; Labriformes; Labridae.
ACAAUUCCCGCCUCUCUCAUCUGAUUGGCUAAUUGUACAAUCCGAAGCCAAUCCCCAUAUACUAGGCUUUCUCUGCUUGUAUUUCUCACCUGCCCCAGGCUACUUCAGAACCACUUCAAGGAGAAGGAGUUCAAGAUAAACACAUGAGGUGUGUUAUGAGCAGCUGCUACACCUGAAAGAGUGUUGCUGGAAGUGUUUUUUACUGAUAGUGAAAAUGAGGAAAUUAUCUUUGGACAGCUCUUUCUCAUAUGCCGGACCAACAGAUGGAGCAGGACUUCUUGGUGCAAAAGGAGGCAGCAGCAAAUUAAGUAGAAAAUACAAAUCAAGCCUGUACCUGGAGGAUGCCCGGAUGGAGACCCAGGAACUAAAUCGCAGCCUCAGUAACAGCCCCUCCAUCAGGGAACAGCCCAUAGCAGAGGAGAACCUUGAGCGACCAGACGGACUCAUCAGCAGCAGUAGUAGUUUCAAAAAGCACAACAAAAACUUUCGCAAACUCUUCCCAGAGAUUCCUCAGGCAGAGGAACUGACACACGCAUUCACCGGUGCCUUGCAGAAGGAUGGGCUGUAUCAUGGGAAAAUCUAUAUUUCUGGACAUCAUGUUUGCUUCCACUCAUCCAUGCUGCUCAAGGAAACCAAGGUGGCGAUAUCAGGAUGCAGUGUCAGUGAAGUGAAGAAGUACAACUCGGCCUUAUCCAUGUUGUCAAUCAAGACGUCUGACGGAGAGAAGUACUCCUUUGUGUCUUUGAGGAACCGUGAGCUGUGUUACAAUCUCAUCCAAAAUAUCUGUUCAUAUGCAAAGUGCCUGAAACAGGAGGGGAGUCCAAAUAACAGCCCUCAUCUGUCCUCUGCAGAGAAUGAACCUGAGCAGGACAUCAUGGCCUCUGGUAAUUCCAGCUUAGAGGACAGCGUGGAUCAUGAUCUGAGCAGACAGAACAGCAUCACUCUUGAGAGCAGCUUUCCUCACAUGUCCAGCGAUGGUGAGAGGAAGACCGAAGAGAAAACCGCUCCUACCAGGACCCAUUCUACACAUCAUGUCAGCGCAGCAGACACAGACAGUCAAGCAGGGCAGUGGAUUUGGAUGAUCUUGGAGAGAGUUGCACCGUUCCUCUUUGUCAGAGGAAUGAGGAACCUGAGCACUCUCUUCUACAUCUACCUGACACUGAUGCUGUUGCUGCUGGUGGCGUCGGGGUACAUAGGACUGAGGAUCAUCGCACUGGAGGAGCAGCUGAACUCUCUGGGAACCUUGACGGAUUUGGCUUUGCGACGCAGACCGUACCAGGAAACGUAGCCAGAGGCACUCAGCUGUGAAAAACAAAUUCUUCAAAGAACUCAUGCCAUCCACCACACGAUUAAGAUCCUUCUGCACACAUUGAUCCCUGUCUAGACAAACUCCCCAAAGCAUCUGAGUAGAUAGGCCGACUCUAUCUGUCACAUGGCACUUUUUUACUGAUAUAUUUUGUCUUCAUCUAUGUAAACAAGCCAUAAAUGAACCCCCUGUGUUAGCAUCAUGUCCACAGAGGAUGCAGGUCAGCAUUAUAAGACGCUCUUUACAUUUGAACACGGCCACAUGUGGAGAACAACGUGAAGGACUGGCUGCUAUGUCCGGGGAAGUGCCAGGACUGUAUUUCAGUUAGCAGUGCAAUCAUUUUGUGCUGACAGAUAAAAAAGAUGAUGCAAUUUCUCCAGCAAUGGGCCAUAUGGAGGCAGCCUGCUGAAGCCAGGUUUGUUUCCUGGCUGAUGAACAGCUGAGCUCAGCUAGCAGAGGUUUCUGGAGCGUGGGAUCAACAUGACCUGAAUCAGAGAGAACAUCAAAGAGUGCAUCUUUAUAAUAAGAGGGUGAAAAACAGUCCAGCUUCUUGAUUUGAAAUUAUUUGUGUAUUGUAAAAUGAGGGCUAACUACUUGGAUACUGUAUCAUGACGUUAUUCUAUCUACUGUAGCAACAAUAAUCAGCCAGCAGAGGGCAGUGUGUCACAUUAAUGCAGAUUUGACUUUGACUCUUUUUAAGGUGGGGAUUCUUCUUCAAAUUACAAAUAAAAAAAAUAAAAAAUCUGCAACUCAUCUUU